UAUUCUGCACCAGAUUCAGAUGGCAGAAACCAAUGCCUUGGUGCUGGAAGCAUAUCAGAAAGGUAGAGAUGUGCUAAAGACCAUCAAUGAUGACAUGCUAACAGCUGCAGAGGAAGUGGUUGAUGAACUCCAUGAGGUGAUCCAAGAGAGUGAGGAGGUUGGAGCAAUAUUGGGGGGAAAUGUUGAAAAUGAAGAACUGGAGAGAGAGCUGGAAGCCUUGCUAUCCGGUCCUGACAGCAGCACCAAAGCUGAUGACCUUGCAGAACAGUUAUCCAAACUAGAGCUUGUUUCACCACCAGACGCUGACCCAACACAAAUUAUGGCUCAGAAAAAGAUACCAGCAGUAACUCCACUCCACUGAACACAUUACUAGAAAGUAUCACAUCAUCAUUAUCAUUUUACAAAAUUAUAAGCAACUUGAAUUGGCAGGGCCAAUGCUAGGAGCAGAAGGCUGAUUGCACAUGUAUUCCACACUACAAUGUUGGCUGCACUGGCUACAAACCAUGUGGAAUAAAGUCCUAGCAGCAGCACUAACAAUGCACCACAGUAAUUUGCCACUCCAAAAGCUGCAUGGAUCCUCUUUACCACCACUGGCCUCACUUUGAAGGGUAGAAUACCAGGCCACAAGAUGGCAAUGCCACCCGCUGCUUGGGCUGAUAUACUCCCACAGAUGGUGAUGCCCGCCAUCCCAUGCCAUGUGGUAUAGUGCUGCUUUCCAGCUUGAACCUUGUUAGCAGUGAUGACAGCCAAUCCUGUGUACGCACAGAGAAGACUGCAGGCCUGCAGUACCCAGUGCCACUGGAUCUUGCUAGCCCUUGAAUACCCGUGCACAGGAGAGGACCACACAGCAAACA
This is a messenger RNA of Geodia barretti, 854 nucleotides long. The record is from the annotation of a GenBank genome assembly. NCBI's taxonomy places the organism in Eukaryota, Metazoa, Porifera, Demospongiae, Tetractinellida, Geodiidae.